AUGCUGUGCGUCCGCGCGGAGGACGCGCUGGCCGCCGCUGCCGCCGUGGCCGCGGCGUCCGACAAGAUGCGCGCCUCCUCCGUGACCAUGGGCGGCUCGAUCCACAGGGCGAUGCAGCGGAUGGGCGGCGGCGGCGGCGGCCGGAAACUGGGCGGCGACGCGUGCCCGCCGUCACAGCGCCAGGCGCGUCUGACGGCGGGGAGCGGUGAAGCGUCGGCGUCAGUGUCGGCGAGCUGCUCCGCGGAUGGUAGCAGCAAUGGUGGUGGCAUGAGGGAAGUUCUCAGAAGGGGCGGCAUGCGGCGGUACAGAUCGCAGCUCGAGCAGGAAGUUAGGAAUUUGCAGAGGCAACUCCAAGAAGAGAUCGACAUGCAUCUGGCGUUGACAGAUGCCUUUGCGCAUAAUGCCGAACUGAUACUUAAGUCUUCCACAAAGCUACCAAACAAGGCCCAGGAGCUCAUAAUUAGUAUAUCAUGUUUGGAGAUUACUAUCUCAAAGCUUGAGAAGGAUCUAGAUGACCUACGCUACCAGUUGUGUCAUGUAAGGAACGAAAGGCUACUUGUAGAAAAUAGUCCAGAAUGCGUACUACCUACAUCAUCAACUAGUAAAUGUACACAGGAUGAACAUGUAUCAACAUUAAGGGAUGGUAAGUUGGGAGAGUACGAAUCAAUUCAGUCAGUGGAAGAAUAUUUGUUCCCCGAACUUCAAGAACAACAGGAUGUUGAAAAAGAGAGGGAAAACUGGGAGAUGGUGUCUCCAAGUGGGCAGCUACAAGAGCACCAAGUUGCCCAUUUAAAUACAUUGUUGGAAGAACACCAAGAUGAAGAGAUGCAAGAACCAGGCUCUUUAAAGAAGGAUGUCAAAGAAUAUCAAGGAAUAGACGUGUUGUCAUUUAGCCAAUCUGAUCCAAAGAAAGGCAGGAUGAAUGGAAAUAUGUGGAAGAAUCCAAAUCAGCUCUCUGGAGAGAUGGUGCGCUGCAUGAGAGAUAUCUUCCUACAUUUAUCACGAUCAUCCAAGAUAUCACCAAAAAUGUCUUCUGAUAAUUCAUCUUCAUCAGCGGGAUGUCUAUCUGGCUCUACAUUUACUUCCGUGUCAGAUUCAUCUUUAAUGGCCUCAGUGCUGCAAAGCCCUUCAGUUGAUUCAGAUCGCUAUGAUGAUAUUAUUCAUGAAGUGGGAAACUUUGAUCCAUACAAUGUUAAUGGGAAGGAAGCCCAAAGAGACAUAGGGAAGUAUUGUUCAGUAGCUGAAGUAUCUUGGAUGAAUAUUUGCAAGGAACAACUUGAAUAUGCGUCUGAUGCUCUCCAGAAGUUCAGGUCCCUUGUGGAGCAACUGUCAAAUGUUGAUCCUACUCUAAUGAACUGCGACGAGCGGUUAGCGUUUUGGAUUAACCUGUACAAUGCCUUAAUAAUGCAUGCAUUUUUAGCAUAUGGAGUCCCUGGGAAUGACAUUAAGCUUUUUUCGCUAAUGCAAAAGGCAUGUUACAUGGUUGGUGGACAGUCUUUCAGUGCAGCUGAAAUAGAGUUUGUGAUUCUAAAGAUGAAGAACCCAGCACACCGGCCACAAAUUUCUUUGAUGUUAGCCCUUCACAAGUUCAGAGUUACCGAGGAGCACAAGAAAUAUGCAGUUGAUGACACAGAGCCCAUGGUGUUGUUUGCACUUAGCAGUGGAAUGUUCUCGUCACCUGCUGUCAGAAUUUUCUCUGCCAAAAAUGUUCGAGAGGAGCUACAAGAAUCGAUGAGAGACUACAUACGAGCAUCAGUUGGUAUCAAUGACAAAGGGAAGCUCACAGUCCCAGCGUUACUGCAGAGCUACGCCAAGGGCACCGUGGAGGACUCUCUGCUCGCCGACUGGAUCUGCCGCCAACUGACUCCGGCCCAAGUCUCAGCAAUCCAAGACACCACGUCAUCGCGCAAGCAACGGCUCCUUGGCUUUCGCAGCUUCACCGCUACCCCGUUCGACUCGAAGUUCCGGUACCUCUUCUUGCCUGACAGGACAGAAACUAGGUAGAUUCCCAGCACUGAGGACAAACCAGGAGUGGGCAUUUUGACACAAAUGGAAGAUUAGUUGUACAUUGUUUUUUGUAGAUUCUGGGGUGACUGGUUCUUUUUUUUUCCUCUGUAAAGGCCAUUUGUUUAUUUGUUUCUAUCUUGUGUACUAAUAAAGAGGGGUUUGGUGGGAUACUUGACCACCUUUUAGCAGAACUUGUAACAUCACGAUGAUGUAGUCGCAAAACAGUUUUGUUUCUGGCUGUCUGGCUUGUAGCAGCUCAG
This is a messenger RNA of Lolium rigidum, 2267 nucleotides long. RefSeq lists its product as uncharacterized. The coding region runs from base 1 to 2004 and encodes 667 amino acids. NCBI's taxonomy places the organism in Eukaryota, Viridiplantae, Streptophyta, Magnoliopsida, Poales, Poaceae. The transcript has 12 exons. The record is from RefSeq and is a predicted model, not a curated record.